AUGAUCGAGGCCAAGAUCAACAAGCACUCCCACAACACGGUCGACUCUAUGAAGGGUGCGAUCGUGGAGGCACCCUUCUUUUCUUUUUUCCUUCUUUUUUAUCGCUCUGUUCUUUCUUUCUUUCUCAUAUUUUCAAAAGUAUUCUCUCUAUUCUUUCUUUCUUAUUUUCAUCGCUCUGUUCAUUCAUUCUUUCUUUCUUUCUUUCUUUCUUUUCAAUAUAUUCAAUUUUCAAACAUAUUCUCUUCAUUCUUUCUUUUUGCAGCGGUUUUUCUUUCUUUCUUUCUCAUAUUUUCGACCUUAACUUCUCUGUUCUAUUUUUCUUUCUUUCUUUCUUUCUUUCUUUCUUUCUUUCUUUCUCCUAUUUUCGAUUUUACCUUUUCUGUUCUAUCUUCCUUUCUUUCUUUCUUUCUUUCUUUGUUAAUUCUUUGUUUCUUUCUUUCUUCAAUAAAUACACACAUUAUUUUUCUUUUUAUCCUUAAUGACGUUUUCUUUUACUUUUUUCUCCUGAAAACGUCCAAUUUUUUUUAUCUUUUCUUUCUUAUUUUCAAAUUAAUUUUUCUUUUACUUUUCUUUCUCCUGAAAACGUUCAAUUUUUCACCUUUUCUUUCUUUCAAAUUACUUUUUCUUUUACUUUUCUUUCUCCUAACAACGUUUAUUUAUUCUUUCUUUCUUUCUUUCUUUCUUUCUUUCUCAUUCAUCCACUAG
Molecule: messenger RNA, 705 nt
Organism: Acanthosepion pharaonis
Lineage: Eukaryota; Metazoa; Mollusca; Cephalopoda; Sepiida; Sepiidae
Source: the annotation of a GenBank genome assembly